AAAUCAACGCAACCUCAAAACAAUAUAUCUAGACUCUUCUUUACCUACUGUGAAAUCGCGUGAAUCCGUUCGUUUCAUCAUCUCUGUCGUCACCUAUGGCUGCUGUGGAAGUUGAAAUUCCGGUAACCGAACAACCGCCGGCGACUGAGGAGUCCAAGCUGGCGACCGAGGAAACUAAGCCGGUAGAUAAGCCUGUGAGAGAGAAGAAACCUAGGGUCUCGAAGGAGAAAAAACCUAAACAGCCAAAAACUGCUUCGCAUCCUCCUUAUUUUCAGAUGAUCAAGGAGGCGCUGUUGGCCCUGAACGAUAAGAGUGGUUCGAGUCCGUAUGCAAUAGCGAAGUACAUGGAGGGGAAGCACAAGGCAGUGCUGCCGGCGAAUUUCAGGAAAACCUUGGCUCUGCAGCUUAAGAACUCUGUAGCCAAAGGCAAGCUCAUCAAGAUCAAGGCCUCGUACAAGCUCUCUGAGGCAGGGAAGAAAGAGAAAGGAACAGAAAAGGCACCGAAGGCUAAAACAGAGAAGAAGACGAAACAAGAAUCGAAGCCUAAGAAAUCUGAGGCUGCAAAGAAGCCAGCAAAGAAAGUAAGUACGAAGAAGACAAAGACUCCUGCGAAGCCUAAGCAACCAAAGUCCAUCAGGUCCUCUGCUGCUAAGAGGGCCAAGAAAGCUACUGCACAAGUGUAGAAAUUAGCUAUUAGGUUUGUAGAUAUUUAUUAGGAUGUUUUUGUGAAGUAUGUGGCUUUGGUACAAGGCAACCUAUGUUUUGCAGGGAUGUAACAAACGGUGGUUUUCUGGCUUUUGUCAUCUGCAGUGGGAUAGAAUGGUUUCUCUUCUGUAGUUUGGUGUUUUGAAUAAUAAAUUAAUGAAAAUCGCUGUCUAAA
This is a messenger RNA of Rubroshorea leprosula, 880 nucleotides long. NCBI's taxonomy places the organism in Eukaryota, Viridiplantae, Streptophyta, Magnoliopsida, Malvales, Dipterocarpaceae. The record is from the annotation of a GenBank genome assembly.